AGUUUCGAUUUCUCGUUCAACUAAAUAGCCAAAUAUCCUCUUAAAUCUCAAUCAAUGUUGUCUGAGUUUUUUUUAAGGAUCGUACUCUAAAUCUCUUUAAAAUUUUCAAUCUUCGACAUUAAGAAAUUAACUAAUCAACUAGGUAUCAAUUUUGGGCGUUACGAGGGUGCUAAUCCUUCCUCAUACGUAACCGACUCCUUAACUCAUUUUUUUGAAUUUCGUAGACCGAAAUUAUUGUUUUAAUAAAUCAAAUCAUUUAUUAUUAUAACAUCUUUUACGAGGUGACCCAGUCACACCUCAUCAAAAAAGAUUGGUGGUGACUCUCGUUUUCUUCUUCAUUUUAAAAAAAACCAAGUCGACGCCGUUUUACCCGAAAAAAAUGUGUCAACAGCUUGGCGACUCCACUGGGGAUGUAACACGAGAGUCAAGCCACGAGUUGAUUACUUUUUGUAUUUUUUUCGAAAAUUGAAGAUUUGGUUUAAAUUUACGAUCCUUUCAUUGCAUUUCAUUCGUCUUUAUUUCAGUUUUUUUAUUGUGAUUUGAUUGCUGUGGUAGUUUAAGCUUGGUAUAUUGCUGCAUUGCAUUGCCUGACCUUGGGUCACACCCUGCUAAGUGGGAGAGAGAAACUAGUCCUUCGUGAGGUUUUCACCUCCGUGUAGGAUAGUGGAUCGCUUCCGGGAUACAUUUGUACUGAUGUCUUCGUGAGAUUUUCAUCUCUGUGUAGCCAUAAGGAAAUGUGUCCCCCUGAAUUGAACUCGAUCCGUAUGAACCUAUAAUGGGUGAGGAUUGAGGAAUCUGCAAGUUCAGGUACCCUUACUUUAGAAUCGAACCUCAUAUAACGAGCCUUAAGAGCUUACCCUAGGUAGAGCCAUGCCAAACCCUUAAGAGCUUAACGUGCAAUACUAACUUAUUUUGGUUUGCUUUGAUUUUGAUUGCAUGACAUUUUCAUUUCUAAAGAGGUGUUGGUUAACAUUCAAUAUCUAAAUAGAGAAGCUCAACAUGGAAAGGAAGUUUCUUGGUAAAGUGGAAGACAAUGCGGCUGUCCGAGUUUGGUCCGAAAAAGUUUAGCAAGAAAAAGGUGAUAGCCUAAUGGAAGGAUACGCAUCAGAAUUAUGAGACUCCACUCACAUUAGUGUGACUCAGGAUGGUGUGCAAUAAUAAAAAGAGAUAUGGAACCAGUGGGAUAACGAGAUCAAGCAACUCUUUUAUAGCAACUACGGUGAUCUGCAUUAUUUGCUUGAUAUUUGGUACCUACAGUAGAGGAAUAUACAACCUUGCUAUGGUGUCCGAGGAUCCAAGUUGACAAAGUCUACUCGAGAGCAGCUAAUGUUCCGACAUUCUUGAAGAAAUUAAUGUGCAUCACCGGAAUGAGCGAGCAAUGGGUUGCAGCCCGGAUUAAGCAAAAUGGGGACAGUAAAUGCAUACCUUGGAAAAACUUGCAAGAUCUGAUCUUGACACGUCCGGAUAUAAAGAAGAGGGUUGAUAUCUUUACAUUAAGCAUUUAUGGCUUAGUUGUCUUCCCUAAGGCAUUAGGCCAUGUGGAUGAAGCAGUUUCAGAUUUAUUUGAUAGGCUUGACAAGGGAGUCACACCGGUCCCAACAAUUUUGGCUGAAACCUUCAGGUCCCUAAAUGCGUCUAGAAGGGCGGAUGAAGGAAGGUUCAUCGGAUGCGUGCAGUUGCUAUUGGUGUGGUUCCAUAGUCACUUUUGGAAGGUGGAAAAGGUCUCAUAUCGGGUCUUCUCAGAAAAUUACUCCCCAUUAAAAGAGCUAGUGGCUACACCAAGACGAGACGACAUCACAGAAGAGAAGUGGAUGGCAAUUCUCCACAGUCUUCAAGAAGAUGACGUUGAAUGGAAAGCUCCUUGGAUGGUGCCGGACGAGAUCUUAUAUCGAUGUGGGGACUUCCACUGGGUCCUUUUACUUGGAAUUUGGGGAGCUGUCGAAUAUACCCCUUUGCUUGUAUUAAGACAAUAUAGGUCGAGAUAGUUUACACCGGCCACAGUUCGAGUUCUCUUAUAAGGAUGAUAACUAUAAGAGAAAAUUUUAAGAAAUAUCUAACGCUUGGAAACGAGUUCACCGGAUGAAAAGAUUUACUGUAGGGGCAAUGACAACUCCCAAAUAUUAUGGGUGGUGGAGCAAAAGGGUCAAUGACAGUAUCCCUUGGCCGAGAGAAGAUUGCGUUCAGUCUCUAGAGGAACAGCUGCAAGUAGUUUCGUCGGAAUUGGAGUUCAUCAAAAAGGACUUUGAAAAAAGGAGUUCGGAGUGGGGAAAGAAGAUAGAGCGGCUAGAAGAGGAGAAGAUGCGUUUGGGGCUAGACGUCGAUAUCCACAAGCUAGAAGCUGAGAAACUAAAGAAAGGGAAGAAAAAGGCUGAAGAGGAUUUGGAUAGUCUAAAAACAGAUUAUAAGAAGUUACAGUUGUCGAUAAGAACUACCGGUUUGGGUAAAUAGUCGGAGUAGUGGUGACAAGAGAUCAAGAAAGAAAGAACUAAGGCUGAUAAGUGGGAAAAAGAAUUUCAAGACGCUCGAGCUCGAGAAAGCAUUUUGGAGAAAAGCUUGUCAGAAUGCCAAAAUGAAAAAGCAGGAUUAAAAGCUCGGGUGGCAGAGCUAGAAAAGUCACUUCACCUGUACCGUAGUCGCAACUCCGCAAUCGAACUGAGGGCGAGUUUGAAAAAGAUCGAUGAAUUGAAUGGAAAGAUAGGAGAGCAUGAGGAUGCAUUGUAAAAUUCUGAAUUGCAAGUGGAGCUUCUUCAAAGGAGUAAUGAGCAAUGGCAAGAGCAAUUCCAUCGUUCUCAAAGUCAGAUUAGAGAAAGGGACUAUAUUAUGGGAGAAGCUGUAACUCAAGUGCGGGAAAUAGCCGAUCAUUUGCAAACCUUAGUGGUUCAGGCUGAUGAAUUGAGUUUAAAGUAUGAAUCAAAAUUGAGACGAGGUCGAGAUUUAUCUUGGCUCCUUAGGAAGGUUAAGGCUUUAGGUAUAAAAGCAAAGCCGUAUAUGUAAUCCAUUUCAUGUAAAGGAAUUUGUUUUCUAGUCGAGUUUUUCUAAUGAAAUUGAAUUAGAAUCAA
This is a messenger RNA of Gossypium raimondii (Peruvian cotton), 3059 nucleotides long. RefSeq lists its product as uncharacterized. NCBI's taxonomy places the organism in Eukaryota, Viridiplantae, Streptophyta, Magnoliopsida, Malvales, Malvaceae. Bases 1353 to 1985 code for a protein of 210 amino acids. The record is from RefSeq and is a predicted model, not a curated record. The transcript is spliced from 2 exons.